This is a messenger RNA of Perognathus longimembris pacificus (Pacific pocket mouse), 3506 nucleotides long. RefSeq names its product matrix metallopeptidase 15 (gene Mmp15). The transcript is spliced from 10 exons. The coding region runs from base 659 to 2668 and encodes 669 amino acids. The record is from RefSeq and is a predicted model, not a curated record. Gene Ontology annotation, molecular function: zinc ion binding; metalloendopeptidase activity. Lineage: Eukaryota; Metazoa; Chordata; Mammalia; Rodentia; Heteromyidae. Gene Ontology annotation, biological process: collagen catabolic process; extracellular matrix organization; proteolysis. Gene Ontology annotation, cellular component: extracellular matrix.
GGGUUAGAGUCCCGCCCCCAGCCCCCGCUCGGGUCCGCGCGCUGCGAGCGCACUGGCCCUUUAAGAGCCGCGGCGGCCGCGAGGAGCGGGGAGGAAGGCUGGGAGCGCCCGGAGCCGCGCCGAACUCGCCGGGGACGUCGGGCGCCGGCUCCCUGGCUCGGGCUCGCUCGAGCGCUCGCUCUCCGGGGCCGGUCCCCUGCGCUCCUCCCAGCACUGCCUGGGGACCCAGGCCCGGCUGGGCCGAGCGGCGAGCGGAGUCCCGGGGCGGGAGGCGCACGCUCCGGGCAGCGCCCGGCCCUGGGCAUGGACAGAGGGAGCUGGGCGCGCAGGGGGCGCCGCGGGACCGGGCGGCCGGAGCGCUGAGCCAGACAAAGGCUCCGGAGUUGCGCCGGGCGCCGAGACCGAGGGGCUCUGCGGUGGGCAGCCGCGGCCGGGCCCCUCUCCCGCGGGCGAGCUCCGCGCGCCCGGACCUGCCCUGCCCGCUCCUCCUCGGGCUGAGGGAUUUGCCGAGGCUACCUGAGCGGUUCCUGCGGGGACCCGGAGCCUGAGGUCCUCCGUGCGCCCUCCGGGCCGGGAACCCGGGACCGAAGCAAGUUUCCCAGACGAGCGUGGGGACCCGGUGUCCGCGAGCGAGCGACCCUCGAGCGCAGCCGGGAGCAUGGGGAGCGAUCGCGGCGCGCCCGGACGGCCGGGCGGCUUCCGAGGCGGCCGCGAGGCGGCGGCGCGGCCCCGGCUGCUGCCGCUGCUACUGGUGCUUCUGGGCUGCCUGAGCCGCCGCACCGCGGCGGAGGACGCCGAAGUCCACGCGGAGAACUGGCUGCGGCUCUAUGGCUACCUGCCCCAGCCCAGUCGCCACAUGUCCACCAUGCGCUCGGCCCAGAUCCUGGCCUCCGCCCUUGCAGAGAUGCAACGCUUCUAUGGGAUCCCCGUCACGGGUGUGCUGGAUGAAGAGACCAAGGAGUGGAUGAAGCGGCCCCGCUGUGGGGUGCCAGACCAGUUCGGGGUGCAUGUGAAAGCCAAUCUGCGAAGGCGGCGGAAACGCUAUGCCCUCACUGGGAGGAAGUGGAACAACCGCCACCUGACCUUCAGCAUCCAGAACUACACAGAGAAGCUGGGCUGGUACCACUCGCUGGAGGCGGUACGCAGAGCUUUCCGAGUGUGGGAGCAGGCCACACCCCUGGCCUUCGAGGAGGUGCCCUACGAUGACAUCCAGCUGCGGAGGCAGAAGGAGGCUGACAUCAUGGUACUCUUUGCCUCUGGCUUCCACGGUGACAGCUCACCAUUUGAUGGCACAGGUGGCUUUCUGGCCCAUGCCUAUUUCCCCGGCCCUGGCCUAGGUGGGGACACCCAUUUUGACGCAGAUGAACCCUGGACUUACUCCAGCACUGACCUGCAUGGAAACAGCCUCUUCUUGGUGGCGGUGCAUGAGUUGGGCCAUGCCCUGGGGCUGGAGCACUCAAGCAACCCCAGUGCCAUCAUGGCGCCCUUCUACCAGUGGAUGGACACAGACAACUUCCAGCUGCCCGAGGAUGACCUCCGAGGCAUCCAGCAGCUCUAUGGCACCCCAGAUGGUCAACCACAGCCCACUCGGCCUCUCCCCACUGUGACACCCCGAAGACCAGGCCGGCCAGACCAGCGGCCCCCUCGACCCCCACAGCCACCACCUCCAGGAGGGAAACCAGACAGGCCACCCAAGCCAGGGCCCCCUGUGCAGCCCCGAGCCACAGAGCGACCAGACCAAUACGGCCCCGACAUCUGUGAUGGAAACUUUGACACAGUGGCCAUGCUUCGAGGAGAGAUGUUCGUGUUCAAGGGCCGCUGGUUCUGGCGAGUCCGGCACAACCGAGUCCUAGACAACUACCCUAUGCCCAUUGGUCACUUCUGGCGUGGGCUUCCUGGUGACAUCACUGCAGCCUACGAACGCCAGGAUGGGCGCUUUGCCUUUUUCAAAGGUGACCGCUAUUGGCUCUUCCGAGAAGCAAACCUGGAGCCUGGCUACCCCCAGCCGCUGACCAGCUACGGCCUGGGCAUCCCGUAUGACCGCAUCGACACAGCCAUCUGGUGGGAGCCCACGGGCCAUACCUUUUUCUUCCAAGAGGAUAGGUACUGGCGCUUCAAUGAGGAGACGCAACAUGGAGACCCUGGCUACCCCAAGCCCAUCAGUGUCUGGCAAGGAGUCCCCAUCUCCCCAAAAGGAGCCUUCUUAAGCAAUGAUGCAGCCUACACCUACUUCUACAAGGGCACCAAAUACUGGAAAUUUGACAAUGAGCGCCUGAGGAUGGAGCCUGGCUACCCCAAGUCCAUCCUGCGAGAUUUCAUGGGCUGCCAGGACCACGUGGACACCGGACCCCGAUGGCCCGAUGUGGCACGUCCACCUUUCAACCCCGACGGGGAUGCCCAGCCUGGGGUGGACGGUGACAGCACUGAUGGCACUGUGGGCGGUGGGGCUGGUGAGGGUGGGGACAAGGACAAGGACAAGGAUGGGGGCAGCCGAGUGGUGGUGCAGAUGGAGGAGGUGGCUCGGACGGUGAAUGUGGUCAUGGUGCUGGUACCUCUGCUGCUGCUGCUGUGCGUGCUGGGCUUGGCCUAUGCGCUGGUGCAGUUGCAGCGCAAGGGUGCGCCCCGCGUGCUGCUCUACUGCAAGCGUUCCCUACAGGAGUGGGUCUGAUUCCACCCCCUGGGCCUGACUGGCUCCUCCCCCUUCCUUGCUGCUCCUCCUCCCCACCUGGUGCUCUGGGCUGGCCAUCUCCCAGCCACACAAGUCCUCUGUCAGUCCUACCCUUCUUGUUUAUUUAUGCCCAGGUAUCUCCUUUCUUUGUGGCACCUUCAUGGAGUGUUCGUUUCUGCUUUCCUGAACCGGGGGCAGGUUGCUGCGUAGAGUUCUCUCGAUGUACUUCUGUCUGUCUGUCUGUAGCACACAGGGAAUUAUCUGUGGCUUGGACACAGCCAGAGAGGCAAAGGAGAGAGGGCAGAAGCCCACCCAGGGCUGUGCAGCUUCUUCCCACCGUGGCUCCUCCUCACCCUGAGCCACAGGGCUCUCCUAGCUGCCUGUGUUUGCCUUGAAGGGGCCCAAAUAGGGCCCCACCCUUUGGGGGUCUGCCUUAGGAAGAGCCUGUGGCCCAGGGACGCCGUAGCCACAGCAACGUCCACUGGCCUCUGCGUGCUCUCGAGGCCCUGACCCAUCCCGGAGGAGUGCCUCUGCCCCUCAGGAACCUAUGUGAGGCACUUCCCCCUGCCUAGGACAGAAGGUACAGGCCAUUAGAGGAGCCCUGCCUGGUCUUCUCCGGGCCCUCUGGUGAGGGGGUCUCCACAGAGGUGGAAAGCUGAGCCUGCCUCCCCCAACCCAGAGACCCCAAGCCACAUUCCACAGGAGUCUCAUCUUUUUUUUUUUUUUUUAAUGCCCAUCCUGGAGCUUGAACUCAGGGCCUGGGUACUUUUCUUUUGACUCAAGGCUAACACUCUUCCGCUUGAAGCUCCACUUCUGGAUUUAAUUUUUUUUUUUUUUU